UGAUUCUUGAUUCACUGACAGCUGAUGGUAAUGUGAGAAGAUGGGGGAUUGGAACUUAUUGGGAAGUAUCUUGGAAGAAGUCCACAUCCACUCCACCAUCGUGGGGAAGAUCUGGCUCACCAUCCUCUUUAUUUUCCGGAUGCUCGUGCUCGGCGUUGCAGCGGAGGACGUCUGGGACGAUGAGCAAAGCGAGUUUGUCUGCAACACGGAGCAGCCUGGCUGCAAAAACGUCUGCUACGACCAGGCUUUCCCCAUCUCCCUCAUACGCUACUGGGUCCUGCAGAUCAUCUUCGUGUCCUCCCCCUCGCUGGUGUACAUGGGCCACGCUCUGUACCGUUUGAGGACCCUUGAAAAAGAGCGGCACAGGAAGAAGGCUUGUCUGAAAGCUGAGCUGGAAGGGACGGAUCCGGUGCAGGAGGACCACAAGAGAAUCGAGAGAGAGCUCAGGAAGCUCGAUGAGCAGAAGAAAGUGAGGAAAGCUCCGCUCAGAGGCUCAUUGCUUCGUACAUAUGUUUUCCAUAUCCUGACCAGGUCUGUGGUGGAGGUGGGCUUCAUCAUAGGUCAGUGUGCUCUCUAUGGCGUGGGACUGUCUCCGCUGUACAAGUGUGAGCGGCUGCCCUGCCCCAACAGCGUUGACUGUUUCGUCUCAAGACCCACAGAGAAGAAUGUUUUCAUGGUUUUCAUGCUUGUUAUUGCUGGAGUUUCUUUAUUCCUCAACCUCCUGGAGAUUUUCCAUCUGGGAGUAAAGAAGAUCAAACAAAGCUUGUAUGGAUAUAAAUAUGGAGAUGAUGACAGUGUGUGCAGGUCAAAGAAAAACUCCAUGGUGCAGCAGGGUUGUGUGCUCAGUAACUCCUCACCACAGAGGCUGAUGCAGCUCACACAGAUGACCUGCUCUGCUGUGUCUGAUCCUCAUGUGGAGGUGCUGCCUUUUAAUGCGGCCUUACUGGCCAAUCAGGAGGCUUCCUGCUCCACCCAGCAGCCGGCAUGCAUGCCCAGCCACAUGGACAUCCAGGGUUUGCAGCAUCUUGGCGCUGUGGAGCGGCGUCACACCCUGGACACCAGGAAGCCUUCCUGCAGCAGCGAGGAGUCGAACGGACCUCGCGGUUCAGGCAAGCCGCACUAUGCAGGACCCCGACCCACCCUGAUGGCCAGCCACAUGGAGAUCCCAGCAGCGCUGAGGAAGCAGAGCAAAGUCAGUAUUUACAAGGAGCUCAGCGACAUGAGUGAUUCUCCAGACAGUGACCACCAUCCCACUGCCAGGAAGUGCAGUUUCAUGUCCCGAGGACUGUCGGAGGCCAAGCUGGCCAGCCCGUCUGACAGCGGGGCCUCUCAGAGCGGGACAGAUGCCGAGGCCCAGCACCUGCACCAGGGGGAGAGUCCAGCAAUGACCCCGCCUCCUCCAGCCGGUGGGAGGAGGAUGUCCAUGAGCAUGAUUCUGGAGUUGUCAUCCAUCAUGAAAAAGUAAACUAAAAGUGAAGAGUUUGGGCCUUGAGAAGAUGUAGACAUCAGACCACCAAGCCAGCAUCAUCCCGACUCUCUGCAGGGACGCUGCUUACUGUAGCGGGAGGCUUCAGCACGCCACCAGCAUCAAACAGCCGACACACACUUCACUCCAUCAGCACUAGUCAGCAUCUGCUUAGCUUUACCUGGACAGACGGCCAUUUUGCUCCUCAGAUUUGUAGAUAGUUUUAGAGAAGUGAAUUCAGAUGUAGAUCAGCUGUUGUGUCAAACAUGUUUCCUCAUAAACCAGAACAUGAAACAGGGUAAA
This is a messenger RNA of Melanotaenia boesemani (Boeseman's rainbowfish), 1768 nucleotides long. It is a transcript of the gene gja10b, whose product is annotated as gap junction protein alpha 10 b. Gene Ontology annotation, cellular component: connexin complex. Gene Ontology annotation, biological process: cell communication. Lineage: Eukaryota; Metazoa; Chordata; Actinopteri; Atheriniformes; Melanotaeniidae. The coding region runs from base 41 to 1465 and encodes 474 amino acids. The transcript has 2 exons. The record is from RefSeq and is a predicted model, not a curated record.